Molecule: messenger RNA, 5542 nt
Organism: Chenopodium quinoa (quinoa)
Lineage: Eukaryota; Viridiplantae; Streptophyta; Magnoliopsida; Caryophyllales; Amaranthaceae
Product: lysine-specific demethylase REF6-like
Exons: 7
Coding region: 965-5206 (1413 amino acids)
Biological process (GO): chromatin remodeling
Cellular component (GO): nucleus
Molecular function (GO): histone H3K4me/H3K4me2/H3K4me3 demethylase activity
Source: RefSeq, a predicted model, not a curated record
CAUUCAACAUUAAACUUCAUAAGAAAAAAAAAUAAAUAAAAAAUGACCUUGUAGAGUUAGAAACAACAAUUAUUCAGUAUUCUUCAUUAAUUGCAUCACAUUAGGAAUUCCCUUUUGAGGAACGUUUUUUUGUUAAUUUUUUUUCCUUUUCCUUACCUUUUACAAAAUCAUCAUUAAUUGCAUUAGGUGUUCCCCUCGUGAUGAACAUCUUCUAAUAGUGUUUUUCAUCACCCUUUCAUUAAAAUAAAAUCAAAUAAAAUAUUCAUCAUUUAUCCACAUCGCGGGCCAUAAACACAACUUCAUUAAGGUCAUUUUCAAAACAGUGUUAAUCUUUUUUUGACGGAUAGAAGUAUAAAACUAAUUAGUUGAUAACUUGGUAUAUCUUGCCAACUCCAAAAAUAAGUGGUAUGAAAUAUUAUGACAACAAUCAAUAACUCCGAACCGAUUAUUUGACCUAGACUCUCACAAAUUUUUUACUCAUCCACAACCAAAUAAGAUCCAAAGUUUGAAAAUAAUGGGAACUCAUUAUUUUUUUUAAAAAAAAAAACUAUAUAAAAAAAAGGGUGUGUGCAAUUUGUGUAUGUGUCCAAUACAAAGUUGCUCCUUCCUCACCACUUCACCACCAUUCACCCACAACUCGAAUAAAACCAACCCACUCACUCACUCACUCAACUCAUCCCACUCUCUUUACCAUUUUCAUUUUCAUUCCCCUGUUUUCUCUCUCCUCUCUCUCUCCUCUGUUAAAAUUAAAAACAGAGAAGAGGCAGAGCAAUUUUUAUUAUAUAUAUAAAACCCCCAAAUAAAACCCACCUCUUUUCUUUUAUUAUGAACAAGAAUCCCCAAAUCUGAUCACUUAUUUUCUUCCCUUUUCUCUCUCUUCAAUGGCAGAAAUACCCAUUUUCUAAAAAAAAUUCCUUUUUAUUUCCCCAAUUUUUCCAAAAUAUAAUUUAAGAAAAUUUAGGAAAUGGGUUCUUCUUCAUUUGUUACAGCAGAGCAUUCAAGUCCAGAGGUAUUUCCAUGGCUGAAAACCCUACCAGUUGCUCCAGAAUAUCACCCAACAAUCCAAGAAUUUCAAGAUCCAAUUGCUUACAUUUUCAAGAUUGAAAAGGAAGCUUCUAAAUUUGGGAUUUGUAAGAUUGUUCCUCCUGUUCCUCCCCAAUCAAAAAAAUCUGUAAUUUCUAACCUAAAUCGUUCACUUCAAUCAUUACCCAAUAAUUGUAAUCAAAACCCUAAUAAUUCUCAACCCACAUUUACGACCCGACAACAGCAAGUCGGGUUUUGCCCCAGAAAACAACGACCCAUUCACAAGUCAGUGUGGCAGAGUGGUGAGUACUACACUCUCCAGCAAUUUGAAGCUAAGGCUAAGAAUUUUGAGAAGAAUUACUUGAAGAAUCGUGCUAAAAAGGCGGUAUCGCCUUUCGAGGUUGAGACCCUUUACUGGAAGGCUAAUGGGGAUAGACCCUUUUCUGUUGAGUAUGCUAAUGACAUGCCUGGGUCUGGUUUUAUACCCAUGAAAGAUAAAAAAACAGGGGAAGUUGUUUCUGUUGGUGCUUCUAAUGUUGGCGAGACUGCUUGGAAUAUGAGAGGUGUUGCAAGGUCUAAUGGCUCUUUGUUGAGGUUUAUGAAGGAGGAAAUUCCUGGUGUUACUUCUCCUAUGGUUUAUGUUGCUAUGAUGUUUAGUUGGUUUGCUUGGCAUGUUGAAGAUCAUGAUUUGCAUAGUUUGAAUUACUUGCAUUUGGGUGCUGGUAAGACUUGGUAUGGUGUUCCUAAGGAUGCUGCUUCCGCCUUCGAAGAGGUCAUUCGGGUUCAUGGCUUUGGGGAAGAGAUUAACCCUCUUGUUACCUUUGCUACACUUGGCGAAAAAACUACAGUGAUGUCCCCAGAAGUGCUUGUUAAUGCAGGGGUUCCCUGUUGCAGGUUAGUGCAAAAUGCAGGGGAGUUUGUUGUCACAUUCCCAAGGGCUUACCAUUCUGGCUUCAGUCAUGGGUUUAACUGUGGAGAAGCAUCUAAUAUUGCCACUCCUGAAUGGCUGAGAUUUGCAAAAGAUGCUGCUAUUCGUAGAGCCUCAAUAAACUAUCCACCAAUGGUCUCUCAUUUCCAGUUGCUUUAUGAUCUUGCAUUAGCUAUAUGUUCAAGGGCAUCAGUGGGAAGCAAUGCUGGGCCUCGAAGUUCUCGCCUAAAAGAUAAGAAAAAGGGUGAAGGUGAAAUGCUGGUUAAACAGAUGUUUGUGCAAGAUGUAAUACAAAAUAAUGAUCUCCUUUACACUCUUGGACAAGGAUCUGAAGUUGUACUUCUCCCUCACAAUUCUUCUGAAAUAUUUGUUUGGUCCAAUUUGCGUGUUGGAUCCAAGUAUAAAGUGAAACCUGGAUUACCUUUUAGCUUAUAUAGUUCAGAGGAAGCUAUUAAAGCUUCUGAUGACAUUAUGUUAGCUAGAGAUGUUAAGCAACAAAAAUCUUUUUAUUCUGUCAAAUCAAAGUUUGGUGGUUCUAUGUCCGCUGUGCCGCGUGAGAUACAACACUCAGAAACUGAAAAAGGAGGAGGUGCAUCUGGAGAUGGAUUGUCAGAUCGUGGAUUGUUUUCAUGUGUCAAAUGUGGGAUUUGGACUUUUGCUUGUGUUGCCAUUGUUCAACCUACUGAAUCAGCUGCGCAGUACUUGAUGUCAGCCGAUUGUAGCUCCUUUAAUGAUUGGAUUGUUGGUUCUGGAGUAUCAAGUCAUCGAAUUGAUCCAAAUGAUGGUGAAGCAAAUACAUCAGACCCAGAUUCUUUUUCAGGGUCCAUGGAAAAAAAUGGCCCUGAAGGCUCAUAUGGUAACCCUGUCCAGUCCACUGAUCACCAAGGUCAAAGCACAAUUAACACCUCAACACUGAAGUCAAAUACUUCUGAGAAUGUAGAAGUGGGGUCACACACUGAAAUUAAGAAUGAAUCAUCUGCGCUUGGCUUAUUGGCUAUGACAUACGGACAUUCUUCCGACUCUGAUGAAGAUGAUGUUCAACCCAAUUGUCCAGUUGUUUCUGAGGAUAAUUUAUCUGGAGAUGGUUCAUGGGGUGCUAGAUUUCACCAAGAUGAUUCUUCAUCACCAAAUUUUGAGCAAGGCUAUGAUAGUGGUUUAGAAAGGGGUCCAAGCCAAAUUUCUUCAAGAUCUGACUGUGAAGAUGAGGAUUCGCUCCAAAGGUCUGAUUUCUAUGAACACUGUGGCCACAGAAGAAUUAAUGGAGACGAUGAUGAGUAUGAUUCUCACAACUGCUCUGCCAAAUUCACGGAGGAAGAUACAUUGACUUCUGAGCGAAAUUAUUCUCCUAUUGCUGAUGAACAUAAUACUGCAAAAUACAGCUGUGCUAUUGACCCAGUGGGCAAGCCAAAUCUUUCUUAUCCUCGUAGAUGUGAUGAAGAUUCUUCAAGGAUGCAUGUUUUCUGUCUUGAGCAUGCUGUUGAGGUUGAAAAACAACUCCGACCUAUUGGUGGGGUGCAUAUCUUACUCCUUUGUCAUCCAGACUAUCCGAAUGUAGAAGUUGAAGCAAAGAAGGUAGCAGAAGAGUUGGAAAUGGACUAUGGAUGGAAAGAUAUUGCUUUCUCCAUGGCCACCAAAGAAGAUGAGGAGCGAAUUCAUAUGGCCUUGCAAAGCGAGGAAGCCACACCAAAGAAUGGGGAUUGGGCUGUAAAACUGGGCAUCAAUCUCUUUUAUAGUGCCAUCCUCAGCCGUUCACCUCUCUAUAAUAAGCAGAUGCCCUACAACUCUGUCAUAUAUAAUGCAUUUGGCUGCAGUACUCCAUCAAAAUUCUCUCCGGAAGCCAAGGUCUGUGGCAAAGGGUUUGGCAGGCAGAAAAAGUUGGUGAUGGCUGGUAAAUGGUGUGGUAAAGUAUGGAUGUCGAAUCAGGUUCAUCCUUUGUUAUUAAAUAGAGAUCCUGAUGAAGAUGCUUGUUUGAAAUCAGAUGUGAAAAUUGGGAGAAAAUCAGAAACUAGUUAUAAAGCUCAAACCACCUAUGCGAAUAGAAAGGCAGGAAAGAAGAGAAGAUCAAUGCCAGGGAGUAGGAUAGCCAAGAAAAUGAAAUUUGAAGUCACAGAUUUUGCUGAUACUGAUCCGGAAGAUUCAGUGGAUGAUAAACCUGAGCUAGAGACUAGGAGAAGUGUCAGAAAAUCAAAAACACAAUGCAGGCCUAUCAAGAGAGUAAAGCACCAAGAAGAAAUUCCAGAUACCAACUCAGAGGAUUCACAAGAAUAUAUUAAAUCUCCUCGAGGAACUUUGAGAAGUGUUAGAACCUUGAAGCGAGGAGCCAAACAAAUUCUCAAAGCAAAAGGUCAUCAGAGUGCUGCAGCCAUUCACAAUUAUUCUGAUGAUGAUUCACUGGAUGAUAGGUCUCAUCAACAUGGAUUGAGAAGCUGUAAUCGGAAGCUGAAAGCAGAGGGCAAAUCAGCCAGAAAGGUAAUAUCCCAACCAAAAGAUGUGGAUAGUGAGUCUGAAGGUUCACCAUCUAAUGAAUCUGAACUAGAGGAGCAGAGGAAUUUUAGGAGUCCAGGCUCUUCUCAGCGGCGGGUCCCAGUCCAUAAACAAUUUGAGCCUGUCACUGAUGAUGAUGAUGAGAUGGAUGGUGGGCCAAGCACUCGUCUAAGGAAAAGAAUUUCGAGGCCUACUCAGGAUAGGAGAGAAACAAAGCCAGCAGUGAAGCGGCAAGUACAGAAAUCCAAAGGAAAAAAAGCAGCUCCAGUCGUGAAGAAUGCUAUUCCAGCAAGAAAGGGUCCCAAAAUGAGGCUUCCAGUAUCAAGAGGUCCAGCUAUGAAGGGUCCAGCCAGGAAGAAUCCAUCUCUCUCCACUGGUGAUGCAGAUGAAGAAGAUGAAGAAGAAGAGACAGCUGAAUUUGCCUGUGACGUUGAGGGGUGCAGCAUGAGUUUGGGCUCAAAGCAAGAACUUGCCUUGCAUAAACGAAACAUAUGCCCGGUCAAGGGAUGUGGUAAGAAGUUCUUCUCACACAAGUAUCUGGUUCAGCAUCGACGUGUUCACAUGGAUGACCGGCCCUUGAAGUGUCCUUGGAAGGGAUGUCGAAUGACUUUCAAGUGGGCGUGGGCCCGCACUGAACAUAUUCGGGUGCACACCGGGGCUCGCCCAUAUGUCUGUAAUGAACCGGGUUGUGGACAAACAUUCAGAUUUGUUUCAGAUUUUAGUCGUCACAAACGCAAGACAGGUCAUGCAGCAAAGAAGGCUAGGAAAUAAUAUAUUUAGGUGGUAUGUAAAAACAUAAUUUAACAUUGCUUGUCAAGAAUCUGUUACAAUUGAUUGACCUUAGGUCUUAGUUCAAUUUUUAGUUUUAGGAUUUCCCAUUUUAACUGGGAUUUGGUAAGAAUGGUUGAAUCUGUCAUGUCAGGGGGUCUUCAUUGGACCCAUUCUUUUAGUUUAAUCAAGAAAUUCCUUGAGGAACCAUUUGUCUAAUGUAUUAUAUUUAUAUACAAUCAUACAUGUUAUGACUUAGCUUGGUCAAGUGCUUUUCUUCUCAUUGUUGACUUUGACAAUUUGUACAAGAUUUGGUGAUACUUAUUUUAUAUUUCCUAA